This is a messenger RNA of Aureobasidium uvarum, 1934 nucleotides long. Lineage: Eukaryota; Fungi; Ascomycota; Dothideomycetes; Dothideales; Saccotheciaceae. The record is from the annotation of a GenBank genome assembly.
ACACAAUGCUUGAGACACGGCAUAUUCAAGAGCUCGAUGCCAAUUCUACAGUCAAACACUACUGGGCGUAUCCCGAUCGGAUUUUACCAUGCACCAAAGAUGCCGGCACUUGUGCAUAUCUGGAUUCUGUCUACCACUCGCAUGAGAUAUCAAUGCUCUACACCUUCAUUCUCUGGGCGGUCUUGGGCGGCGUUCUUAUGUUAAUGCUCUCGUUGCGUUAUGGCAAGAGCGUAACUCGCUCAUCAAAUAUCAAGACACCACUUCGGCGUGGGUUGGACUCUCUCGGAUCCAUGGGAAGGCGAUGGACGCUUUCCGAGGCUCCGGGAAGAGGAGUUCUCGGACGAGUGACUCUUUUACAGGUUGCAGUGCUAUCUUCGCUUCUUGGCUAUUUGUUAAUAUUCUCUCUCGUUGGUGUUACUUAUAAAACCUGGAUCACACCUACCAAGAAGCAUCCUGAAUUGAAGACAAUCAGAACCGGUUUCGGAGGCUGGGGCGACCGUGUUGGCGCCCUGGCUUAUGCCUUGACGCCACUCACGAUCGCUCUUUGCUCUCGUGAGAGCGUCUUGUCUCUCAUCACCGGUAUUCCAUACCAACAUUUCAAUUUCCUGCAUCGAUGGACUGGUCGAGUCAUUUUCAUCCAGUCUUUUCUGCACACAUUGGUCUGGACACUUGUCGAAGGGAGAUUCUACCAGCCGCAACCGGAGACUUAUACCGCAUUCAUCAAGCAAAAGUACAUUGUCUGGGGAAUCGUUGCUCAAAUCAUGAUUACCUUCUUGUACAUUUUCAGCACCAGCUGGGCCAUCCGAUUGACUGGAUACGAGUUCUUCAAGAAGACCCAUGCUUUGAUUGGCAUAUUAUAUCUCGGAGCAUGCUGGGGACAUUGGGACAAAUUGGCCUGUUGGAUGAUCGCCUCUCUCAUUAUCGUACUUGCCGACUUCGGAAUCAGAUUCCUUCGAACUGCACUGCUUCACGUCGGAUACCGCAAGGGUAAGCCUGGUCUUGGUUUCCACAGCGCCAUUGCUACUGUUCAGCACUAUGGUGACGACGAGGAUUCGGUUGUGCGUAUUGACUUCGACUUUAAGCACUCCGCCUGGAAGCCUGGUCAACACUUUUACCUCUGCUUCCCUGCACUUAACAUCUGGCAGAGCCAUCCAUUCACGCCAUCAUCUCUUCCCGAUGGUCGCAGCGAUAUUCAGCACCAUACCUACCUAAUCCGCGAACGUUCCGGUAUCACUGCCAAGCUUGCCCGAAUUGCUAAAGCCACUGGCGGAGAUUCUUGUGCUACUUCCGUCAUACUCACCGGACCCUAUGGAGGCACAUCUUCUGAGGAAGCCGCCUCCUCCAAUAUUUUGACUGUGGCAGGCGGCACAGGCGUCACUUCUGUGCUCCCCACUCUUCAAGAUACUUUUACUGUCGCGCAAACAGGCACUCGUGCUGUCGAUUUUGUGUGGAUCAUCCGCAAAAUCCAAGACCUUUCCUGGAUUGAACCAGAAUUGAUGGAGCUCAAGUCAUGGAUGUCUUCUAGCAAAGCGAAUGGCCUACGUCUACGCAUCUUCGUUACCCGCGAGACAGCACCGCCAGAAUCAUCGAAUUCCUCCACUUCUUCUAUAUCCGAGAAGGGCAAAGGAUGUUGUAGUAAGCGUGCUAAGAGUGGGAAGAAUGGUGUAAUCGUCUCCACCUCAAAUGACCUGGUAACACCUCAGCACAACUUCGAGAUUACAUACCUCGGCGGCGCUCAUCCCUCGAUCAAGGAUAUUGUCUGCGACUUCGCUGAAAGAGCGGCGAUCUGUGGCGGUAGAAGUCAAGUCGUUGGUGCUGGACCUAUGGAGAUUGGUACUGCUUUGCGCUCUGCCGUUGCAAAAGAAAAUCACGCCGGCAGGGUAUGGCAAGGUGACGACAGCGGUAUUAUGGCUCUUGAGUGGGACUGCCGGUCA